Gymnodraco acuticeps is the source of this 1473-nucleotide messenger RNA. Its product is annotated as zinc finger protein 239-like. The transcript has 4 exons. Gene Ontology annotation, biological process: regulation of transcription by RNA polymerase II. Gene Ontology annotation, molecular function: RNA polymerase II cis-regulatory region sequence-specific DNA binding; DNA-binding transcription factor activity. The record is from RefSeq and is a predicted model, not a curated record. NCBI's taxonomy places the organism in Eukaryota, Metazoa, Chordata, Actinopteri, Perciformes, Bathydraconidae. The coding region runs from base 319 to 1101 and encodes 260 amino acids.
GUGGGCCCACAUCCGGGUACUUCUGCUCUCGACCAUGCUCUCAGGCAAGAUCCAGUUGUGAAGCUUCCAUCAGUCGGAGUCUCUAUCAGCUCUCAUUCAUAUAUAUCUGUGAUAUAUUAGAAUAUAACCCGUUUCUCUCAGGAGAAGAAGAGACGAGAGGAGCUUCAGAACAAUUCCACCUCUUCAUCCGGAUCCUUAUCUGCUGUUAGCUGCUUCAUGCUAGGUGGCUAAUGCUAGUCGGUGAACAUCAACAAACUGACGAACAAAGAGUAGCAGAAACACCGGAGACCCAGACGGAGAAGGAGCACUGAGAGCAGCAUGGAGGGGAACAAAGAGACCCCCAGAACUCAGAGACCCAGACGGAGAAGGAGCACUGAGAGCAGCAUGGAGGGGAACAAAGAGACCCCCAGAACUCAGAAUCAGAGAGGACUCAGACUUCACAUCUGUGACCUGUGUGACAAAUCCUUCAAGACCUCUGGAGAAUCAAAGGUUCAUCAGAGAGUUCACACAGGAGAGAAACCAUACAGCUGUGACCAAUGUGGGAAAACCUUUGCUCAGAAAGGCAACCUUACAUCUCAUCAGCGCAUUCAUACUGGAGAGAAACCCUACCGUUGUGAACAGUGUGGCAACAACUUUACUGAGAAAGGUCACCUUCGAUCCCACCAGCGAAUUCACACAGGAGAGAAACCAUACAGCUGUGACCAGUGUGGGAAAACGUUCACUACUUCAAGUAAACUCACAAUCCAUUAUCGUAUUCACACAGGAGAGAAACCAUACUGGUGUGAAGAAUGUGGGAAAAUGUUCAUUACUUCAUGUAGACUCACAGUCCAUCAACGUGUUCACACUGGAGAGAAACCAUACAGCUGUAAAGAAUGUGAAAAAACGUACGUUACAUCAAGUGAACUCAAAGUCCAUCAUCGUGUUCACACAGGAGAGAAACCAUACUGGUGUGAACAGUGUGGGAAAACUUUUUCUUGUUCUCGUAACCUUAAAGUCCACCAACGCAUCCACACUGGAGAAAAACCAUACAGCUGUGAACAGUGUGACAAGUCAUUUACUAAAUCACACAAUCUUAAGAUCCAUCGUCGUAUUCACACUUGAGAGAAAUCAUACAGCUGUGAACAGUGUGGGAAAGCCUUUACUCAAAUCAGUUCCCUUAGACCCACCACUCUGCCUCCAUCUGAUCCUGUUCUGAGUCAAGCUAGCAUUCCUCCUGCUUUGGUCCAAAUGUAAAGCUGACCAACAGUGACUUUAUGUUCUAAUUAGGGCCGGGACUCGAUUAAAAAAAUUAAUCUAAUUAAUUAGAGGCUUUGUAAUUAAUUAAUCGAAAUUAAUCGCAUUUUUAAUCGCAUAUACAUAUUUGACCUAAGAACAGUGAGAAGCAAUUUUUUUUCACAUGGAUUUUAGUAUACCAUUAGGCGCAUUCACACCGCAGUACUUUUCCCACAAAGGUUCAUGAGAACUUAGUUCAUG